This is a messenger RNA of Mercurialis annua (annual mercury), 1523 nucleotides long. RefSeq lists its product as uncharacterized. Gene Ontology annotation, cellular component: mitochondrial inner membrane peptidase complex; membrane. Bases 834 to 1346 code for a protein of 170 amino acids. The record is from RefSeq and is a predicted model, not a curated record. Gene Ontology annotation, molecular function: serine-type endopeptidase activity. Lineage: Eukaryota; Viridiplantae; Streptophyta; Magnoliopsida; Malpighiales; Euphorbiaceae. Gene Ontology annotation, biological process: mitochondrial respiratory chain complex assembly. The transcript is spliced from 5 exons.
CAUUUCAAAACAAAUUGGAUAAAAUUGAAAGGUUUGGCUUUUUAUAAAACUUUCAUAAAAGAUUUGACACUUUUUAGUCAUUUGUCCUAUUUUAAAAAAAUCACCAAAAAUCAUGAUGAGAGUCUAGUUUUUCUUGGGUUUUUGGUGGCAGAUUAUCCAGUGAUAUCCGUAAAUGUUGAUGAAUUUUAUAUUAUUGUAUUAACUGACGUGGUGUAGAAUAUUUUAAGUUGAGAUAGAUAAAAUUUAGAGCAAAUUACUGUAAAUCCCUUUUUGUCCUCAAUUGUCAUAAUUAGCAGUUUGGUAUUUUUUAUUUGAAAAAUCAAAUAAUUUGGUACCUCACUUUCAAUUCCGUUAACAAUUAGCGGUCUCUGUUAAUUUCGUUAAUAAUUUGGUAUCUCAUUUUCAAUUAUAUUAACGAUUUAAUACCUUAUUUUCAAACGAUUUGAUACCUCAGUUUCAAUUAUAUUAACGAUUUAAUAUCUUAUUUUCAAACGAUUUGGUACCUCACUUUAAUUCCGUUAAUAAUUUAGUGCCUAAGUUCCACAGAAGGUUGUAAUCCGAGCUAAUCCGGUUGUACUGGUUGAACCAUAAACCCUCUAUAACGUUGGUUCAAUUCCCGGUCUGGUUUUACUUUGCCUCCCCAUCACAGUGCAAAAAAUAGUUCUCAAAACCUUUCCUAGCUACAGACUCAGUUGUGGUGGAGGCCGUGGGCAAUUAAAAAGCAAAGGAGAAAAAGAAAUAAAACAAAUUACAACUGCAAUAGAAAAGAACAUAGAUUGUUGGUGCAGAUAUGGCUGCAAUACUCCAUUUGACAUGCAUCUAUUAGUUGCAGAAUGGGUUCUAGUAAUUUUUUAUGGAGUUUGGCCAAGAAGUAUUUAACCGUUGGGCUUAUAGGGAUCACCAUCACAGACAGAUAUGCCAGUAUUGUUCAUGUGCGAGGCGCCUCUAUGUCCCCUGUUUUUAAUCCCGAAACUAGCACAUUCUGGGGAUCAUCUAUUGACGACCAUGUCCUUAUCGAGAAGUUUUGCCUUGAGAAGUACAAGUUUUCGCAUGGUGAUGUCGUAGUUUUUCGGUCUCCAAGUGAUCACAAGGAGAAACUUAUAAAGAGAAUUAUUGGCUUACCGGGCGACUGGAUUGGAACUCCCGAUGCAUAUGAUGUGGUAAAGAUUCCAGAAGGACAUUGCUGGGUUGAAGGUGACAACUUGGUUUCUAGCAUGGAUUCAAGGUCUUUUGGCCCGGUUCCUCUCGGGUUGAUUAAUGGAAGAGUUACUCAUAUAAUAUGGCCUCCGCAAAGAAUCGGAGAAGUCGAGAAAAAAAUCCCUCAUACAAGAGUUUCUUCUUCCUGAUUGAGAUUCAACAGUGGAUCUCCUUUUUUUUUGGGGGAGCACAAGGUUGAAUUAUGCUUGUAACAUUCUUUUAUUGGCUACAGGUGAUACAUUUUCUUAUCUCCAUGGUUUAGUUUGACUAUAAAUCAAAAUCAAUGAUAAUGCUACAUCUGAGCAUCGAUUGGUUCGUUACUAAAA